This is a messenger RNA of Cladocopium goreaui, 4230 nucleotides long. The record is from the annotation of a GenBank genome assembly. Lineage: Eukaryota; Dinophyceae; Suessiales; Symbiodiniaceae.
AUGCCAUGGCGGCUGUUUCUGUUUCUGCCUGCAGCGAUCGGUCAAACACCGGGCCCUGGGCCCUACGACUUGGUGGCAGUUCAACUGCUGGAGGAGGAGUGCCCAGCCUCGACUACGUCACCCAACGUGCUGAAUGCUUGGAAGACACCCACGGUGGCGUCCCUGGAGGCUCGCUCACACCUGGCCGGAAACUUUGGGCGUCAACACCGCGCUGCCGCCUUGGCCUAUUGGCUUCAGGCACUGCUACGGCUGUUUGAAGAUGCCUUGCCAGCUGCAUUCCAAUGCUCGGCGUUGUGCGCGCAGCAUCUGCAAAGCACUGCUGAGUGGUCCUUGUCGUUGGACCAUCCGCGGCGGGCACGGAUACUUCUGCAGCUAGGAAACGCCUUCAAAUUCCAAGCGCUGAAGGAUUUUGCGAAUUUGUACCAUGAGAUGAAGGCAGUUCAUGGGAACAUCCAAGAAGCAUUGAAGACCGACGCGGUGCCCAAGCGAUUUUUGCCGCGGCUUCAUGUUCAAUAUCAGAUCAUGUUGGGUGAGCUCCAUGGUGCGCUCCGGGUGGAACCGCUGCCCUGGAAACGCAUUGCGGAGAUCACGUCGGAUAUCCCGCGGGUGGAGAUCCAUUCGAUUUGUUCUUACAAACCAGAUCCAACAUCAAAGACGAGCCUCGAGUCGCCCCUGUUGGAGCUGUCAGUUCCCAAUCACCGGGCCUACGCGCAGCGUCAUGGCUAUCGCUAUGUGGUGCAUACCGAGAGCGCGCUGCCGGAUAGGGAGGCACACUACAGCAAGAUGUAUGUGGUCUAUCAUCGUUUUUUGGGCCAAGAACCACACUGGGCACAUCAGCCUACAAUGCCUGCAGGGCCACCCCCUGAUUGGAUUUUCUUCAUCGACUGCGAUGCCUUCUUCACCGACUUCAGCACCUCGCUGGGAGACCUCAUCGCCACGCACAGCGCAGCCAUGGCUUCGCAGAGGGACAUGGGACAUGCGCAGUUUCUGGUGGCGGAGGAUCCAGGUGGCAUCAACACCGGGGUAUUCUUGAUUCGAAAAUCCGCAUGGUCCAUGGAGUUCUUGGAGCGUGUCUCCAGUAGCAACUUCAUGGUGGCCUGGGACCAGUCCAUGUUUUUCUGGCACAUGAUUCGUGGAGCAUUGGACAUUGAUCUAGAUCAGGAGGAAGACUUUCUGUAUCCCAGCGAGAUCCGGCUGGUUCACCAGGCGCAGUUCAACGCCUUCGUCCCUCCAGCCUCUGUCGAUUGGAUGGCCUACGAGUGGCGUCCUGGGGACUUUGUGCGGCACUUUGCGGGCUGUCCCUGGCAGGAUUUGCGUCAAAUCCAUGUCGGUAGCGAGGAGCAGCUAUGCCUAGACAUGAUGCUUGUAGCUUGGCAGUGGACCCCAAUGACUUGUUCAAGAAUGGUGAGAAACAGCUCAGAUGACGCGCUGAUCCAGCCAGUUUGGCUGGACGACCAGAGAAGUGAAUGGAUCGGAUCGUGCCAACUCUCUGCGAUAAAUUUGCUGGCGUAUGGCUUUGCAUCCAAGGACAUGCCUGGGUGGGUGCAGGAGGUGUCCGCCUUUGGUGUCUCCAUAGCUGCUAUGCCUGGGUUGAACACAGUGCACAGCUGGUUCGUUGGCACGGCUGGUGCAAGUCACUCUUGGCAAAGUAUCACCAGUGUACCAGUGUACCGUGUGCGGAACCUCGGCAUGGCUGAUCGGAAAGCUGUCACAAUCAAUGUGGGUGGUGAACAAAUCAUCCAAGUGAGACCAGAGUUGUUCAAUGUGGUUGGCGACAAUCAUUUUGCCUCGAUGUUUUCGGAGCGUUGGCAAAAUCAACUGGAUGCAGAGGGACACCUCUUUGUUGACUAUUCACCUCGGGUGUUUUUGCCAUUGAUUGAGUUUCUACGCUUGGUUCGAGAUUCGGAGCCUGACAUGCCAGCACCAGUGGUGGUGGAGCCGUUUUAUCGCCGGGCAUGGAUACGCAUGGUCCUUGCCUUGUCCUUCCAUCCUGAGGUACUUCGAAAGGCUGGUAUAAGACCUGAUGAACUGCGCGACUGCGGUUGUGCCAAAGUGCUUCGUGAUGCAGGUUUCACAGCAACAGAACUUUUAGCAUCAUCUGGGAAUCAACAGGCACCAUUUUCUUUGCGAGAACUUGCAGAGAUCGGAUAUUCCACUCUAGAACUUCGAGAAGUUGGAUUCUCGCUUGAGUCAUUGAGGGCGACUGAACACUUUACAUUGCAAGAGCUCUUUGAUGGUGGCUUUGUGGUUGAGGAGUGGCGAGCUGUUGGAUUCGCACCGCAACAAAUGGUUCGAGGAGGAUUUACCCUCCAGCAGCUUAGAGUUGCGGGAUUCGAACUUCAAGAGUUGCGAACGUCUGGCUUCACUCCUCCACAGUUUUUGGAUGGUGGAUUUACGUUUAAGGAGUUGGGACGUGCCGGAUUCGCGCUUGGAGAGCUUCAGGAGGCAAGGUUGACACUUCCACAACUUCGAGAGGUUGGGUUUAGAGCUCAACAGUUAUGGAGGGCUGGUGUCACAGCCGACCGUCUUUUCUGGGACUGUCACUUUACUCUUGAGGAGUUACGACAGGAUGGAUUCACACUUCAAGAGCUGUUGGAAGGAGGGCUAACAGUUGAGCAUUUGCGGACGGCUGGAUUGGCUUUUGCAGACUUGAGAGAGGCUGGCUGCGAAGCCCAACAGCUGAUAGAGAGUGGAUUUACAUUUCAGGACUUUCAAGAUGAUUGGCUGACAGUUCAACAGUUGGCCCAUGGCGGCCUGACAAUUCCACAACUUCGUCAGGCUGGGAUGGAACUCGUGCAUUUUAGGAUGACAGGGCUCACACCCCUGCAGCUAUUCCAGGGUGGAUUUACACUUGAGGAAUUGCAAUUGGAUGGAGUGACCCUUGAACAGCUGAUUCAAGAGGGGGUGACAAUUGAGCAGCUUCGAGAAUCUGGACUGAAUCUUUGGUGGUUGAGAGAGGCGGGCUUCACACCCCAGGAACUGGUGGAGGGCGGAGUUACAUUGCAGGAACUGCAAAGUGCUGGAUUCACCAUUCAACAGCUGGUUGACACCGGGUUUACAGCUCGGCAGUGGAUGGAGGCCAAAGUCAGCCCCUGGCAGCUUUGCUUUCACUGUGGCUUCACACUUCAGGAUUUGCGACGGGAUGGAUUGACGGCUGAAGAGCUGUUUGAGGAAGGGCUAACAGUUCGGCAACUUCGGGAGUCUGGACUGGAACUCUUGCGGUUGAGAGAGGUGGGCUUCACACCCCAGGAACUGUUGGACGAUGGAGUUUCGUUGCGUGCACUGCCAAGUGCUGGACUCACCAUUCACGAGCUGGUCGUAGCAGGUUUCACUCUUCAGCAACUGCGGGAGGUUGGGUUUACAGCCAGGCAGUGGAUGGAGGCCAAAGUCAGUCCCUGGCAGCUUUGCUUCAACUGUGGCUUUACUCUUCAGGAUUUGCAACGGGAUGGGCUGACACCUCAGGAGCUGGCUGAGGAAGGGCUAACAGUUGAGAAGCUUCGAGGGUAUGGGAUGGAACUUUCCCGGUUGCAAAAGGCGGGCUUCACCCCCCAAGAAUUGCUGGACGGUGGAGUUGCAUUGCAGGAACUGCAAAGUGCUGGAUUCACCAUUCAACAGCUGGUUGUCGCAGGUUUGGCUCUUGAGCAACUGCUAGAGGCCGGGUUUACAGCUCGGCAGUGGAUGAAGGCCAAGGUCACCCCCUUUCAACUUUGCUUUGCUUGUGGCUUCACACUUCAGGAUUUGCGACGGGAUGCAUUGACGGCUGAAGAGCUGGUUGAGGAAGGGCUAACAGUUCGGCAACUUCGGGAGUCUGGACUGGAACUCUUGCGGUUGAGAGAGGUGGGCUUCACACCCCAGGAACUGUUGGACGAUGGAGUUUCAUUGCGUGCGCUGCCAAGUGCUGGAUUCACCAUUCACGAGCUGGUCGUAGCAGGCUUCACUCUUCAGCAACUGCAGGAGGUUGGGUUUACAGCCAGGCAGUGGAUGGAGGCCAAAGUCAGUCCCUGGCAGCUUUGCUUCAACUGUGGCUUUACUCUGCAGGAUUUGCAACGGGAUGGGCUGACACCUCAGGAGCUGGCUGAGGAAGGGCUAACAGUUGAGAAGCUUCGAGGGUAUGGGAUGGAACUGUCCCGGUUGCAAAAGGCGGGCUUCACCCCCCAAGAACUGUUGGACGGUGGUUUUACACCAGAAGACCUGGGCGUCCUCGACCCCUCCUGGCGCCGAUUUCAAUGA